UCUUCUUCUUCUUCUUCUUCUUCUUCUUCUUCUUCUAUUCCACAAAAGACUUCUAGUUAUGAUGCAUCGUCAUGAAUUCACUGUCUCAGCUUCAGGAAGAGUAAAAUUUUCUUACUGUAUGUGAGUCACAGCGUGUCACCAAGAUGCCAAUCCGGAACCAGGAGUCUUUCAAAGAUUCUGCUAGCGGAGAUGCUCUGCCAAAGCUGCCGUUGCCCAGCCUCAGUGAGACUCUGGACACAUACCUGAGAUGCAUGAAGCACCUGCUCACUGAAGAACAAUUCAACAAGACCCAGAACAUCGUGAAGCAAUUUGGAGCUCCUGGAGGAGUGGGAGAGCUGCUGCAGAGCAAACUUGUGGAGAGGAGGGAGAAAAAGGCAAACUGGGUUUAUGAUUACUGGCUGAACGACAUGUACCUGAACAACAGACUGGCUCUGCCCGUCAACUCGAGCCCUGCAAUGGUUUUUCCCCAACAGAACUUCAAAGCUCCCAUCGACUCUUUAAGGUUUGCUGCACACUUGAUUUCAGGGGUUUUGGAGUACAAGACUCUUCUUGAUGCUCGUGCCCUGCCUGUGGAUUACGCCCGGGGCCAGUUGUCUGGUAAACCCCUGUGCAUGGAGCAGUACUACCGCCUCUUUACGUCAUAUCGCCUACCGGGGCCUGACAGGGACACACUGGUGGCCCAGGAGAGCAGCGUGAUGCCAGAGCCUGAACACAUCAUUGUGGCUUGUAAGAACCAGUUCUUCGUUCUGGAUGUGGUGAUCAAUUUUAGGAGACUGAAUGAAAAAGAUCUGCUGACUCAGCUGGAAAAGAUAUCCAAGAUGGCUAGCAGUGAGGAUGAGCCUGUUCCACCUAUCGGUCUUCUCACGUCAGAUGGACGGACAGAGUGGGCGGAGGCUCGCAGUGUACUAAUGAGAGAAUCAACCAACCGAGACUCCCUGGACAUGAUAGAGCGAUGUUUGUGCCUGGUUUGUUUGGAUGACGCAAGUGGAUCUGAGCAAAGCGAUACGACACGCGCCGCAAUGAUGCUGCACGGUGGCGGACCGAGCAAGAACGGAGGCAACCGCUGGUACGACAAGCCGAUGCAGUUUAUUGUAGGAGCUGACGGCUGCUGUGGAGUCGUGUGUGAACACUCUCCGUUUGAAGGAAUUGUUCUUGUGCAGUGCUCAGAGUAUCUCCUUAAAUACAUGAUUGGCAGCCCAUCAAAGCUGGUCAGGGCUGCGAGUGUGAGCGAACUGCCUGCGCCACGCAGACUGCGCUGGAAAUGUUCUCCAGAGAUGCAAAAACUUCUCAUCUCCUCUGCUGACGGGCUCCACAGACUGGUGAAGAACCUGGACAUGAACGUCCACACAUUCUCUGACUACGGGAAAGAGUUCAUCAAGAAGCAGAAAAUGAGUCCGGAUGCCUACAUCCAGGUCGCUCUGCAGUUAGCAUACUAUCGGUGUCACGGCAGAGCGGUGUCAACAUACGAGAGCGCUUCCACGCGUCGCUUUCAGCAGGGCAGAGUUGACAACAUUCGCUCGGCCACACCUGAAGCUUUGGCCUUUGUUAGAGCAAUGACUGAUAUGAAGCUCACCUCAAGAGAAAUGGAGAAGAUGGAGUUGUUGCGAUGUGCCAUAAAUACGCAGACAAAGUAUACCGUCAUGGCGAUUACUGGGAUGGCAAUAGACAAUCACCUGCUGGGUCUGCGUGAGGCGGCUCGCGAAAUGAAAAUGGAGAAACCCGAGAUCUUCAAAGACGACGCUUAUCUCAUCAGUAAUCACUUUAUUCUCUCAACAAGUCAGGUCCCAACAACUGUAGAGAUGUUCUGCUGCUACGGACCAGUGGUGCCCGAUGGAUACGGCGCUUGCUACAACCCUCAGUCAGACCACAUCAUCUUCUCAGUGUCCAGUUUCCACGAGAACCCGCAGACGUGUUCAGUGAAAUUUGUCAAGUGCUUGGUGCAGGGACUUCAGGACAUGAUGGAUCUGUGCAACAGGUGCAACGGUGACCCCGACCCGGCCGAGCAAAGACGAAACAAUCAGACGACGGAAACAAAGGGUAAAACAUCACAAGACUCGACCAAGAGUCAACCAACAAAUCCACAGGUUCUGGUGAAAAGUCCAGAGCCAUCUUUUACAGAGGCCCGAACCCGGACUUCGGCAAAAGGAAAGUUCUAAAGGAAAAAAAAAAAAAAAAAUCAAUCUGAGAAAACUGUGCCACUAACAUUACCUGUGGUGUGUGUUGAAGUGUAUUAU
Poecilia latipinna (sailfin molly) is the source of this 2234-nucleotide messenger RNA. RefSeq names its product choline O-acetyltransferase a (gene chata). Gene Ontology annotation, molecular function: choline O-acetyltransferase activity. Gene Ontology annotation, biological process: neuromuscular synaptic transmission; acetylcholine biosynthetic process. NCBI's taxonomy places the organism in Eukaryota, Metazoa, Chordata, Actinopteri, Cyprinodontiformes, Poeciliidae. The transcript is spliced from 15 exons. Bases 144 to 2156 code for a protein of 670 amino acids. Gene Ontology annotation, cellular component: neuron projection; cytoplasm. The record is from RefSeq and is a predicted model, not a curated record.